AUGGCAGCUCAAUACGUAUGUAUAUAUUAUGAAGUUAUACAAUUGCAUUCAAAAGAAAAUGAGAAUAUGCAUUCGAUAUUGAUUAUAUUUCAUGUGUUGGCUAUUCUUUUUUUGAAAACGUUUUUUUCACCUAUCAAUGCAGUCACCUAUUCGGAUAGACACGAUUAUGAUGCAUAUGGGAUACGUAUAGCUAGUACAGAUUACUUUGGUGUACUUGCUCAAAAUGAUGCUCUGCGUUAUAUAGUUUCAAUGGCUCCUUUUGGAAUGGCCUUUGUAUGUAAUUAUAAUUAUACAACACCAAAUGAUUUUGUCAUUAGUAUAGCUGUUGGUCGACGGCAAAAUUCUUCACAAUUAUCAUUUGUCUAUUUACGAACAAAUUCAACAGAUGGUCAAUAUCAAAAAUUAGGUUUAUUUACAUUUUCACGUCAAAAUAGAAUUGGUUUAUCAAAUAAUUCGUGUAGUCAAAUGUUACGUAUUAAUGAAGGAGAACAUGAUGCGAAAGUAUGGAAACGUGAACCAUCUGAAUUGUCAACAUUACAAGUCGAUCUUUAUGGAAAAUAUGCAUAUGGUUUUCUUUCACAAGAUAUCUUUAUUUAUGAUAUUGAAAAUCAGUAUGUGAAAAGUCUUCUAUGGAGUGAUGUAUUUCCAUUAAUCAAUAUUAAACCACAUGCAUUAGAUGUAAGUGAGACAAAUGAUGGAUUUUCAAUAGCAAUUAUUGCUGGUUAUUAUCAAUUUGACAUUGAAAAAACACUACCAUCUGUUUAUCUUGUUCGUUUAAAUCCUCCUUAUAAUAUGACUCUUGUUGAUAAUUACACUUUGUAUUCUUAUAAUCAAAAGUUUGUUCGUGGACAUUAUGCUUCUUCUUAUCAAUUUGAUUAUGUUAUGUCUGUUUCAAUUCAUGAUUUAACUCAACAAGUUCUUAUUGGUGUUCCACAAUUACGUAAAACAUAUCUUUUUUCAUUUAAUAGUACAAAUUUGAUUUUAAUCAAUACAUUUAAUCAUCCGGCACGUUCAACUAGUUGGCUUGAUGAUGAUGGUAUACAAGCUGGCUUACUUCUUAGCGAUGAAGCUACACUUCCUUGGGCAAAAUCUCGAAUACAAGUAAUCAAUAUAUCUUCUGAUGAUAUAUUAUAUGCUUAUCCUAAUAAUCAACAAACCUUAGAACAAUGGUCAAGUACACCUCCAAUAUUUAUUCGAUUAACAAAAACAUACGAUAAUCAAUUAGCUAUACUUACAACAGAUGGAACUGUAGUGUUAAUUCGUUCAGCUGAUGCAGGUUACUAUAUGAAAACAGAUGAUAUUAAUGUUCCAUUACAACAUCCAAUACCAUGUCCACGUGGAACUUAUAAAAGUAUUCGAGGUCCAACACCAUGUACAAUAUGUCCAACAAUGACUAGAAGUUCUUCUAUUAGUAUAUCAUUUAAUUCAUCGUAUGUAACGUAUGUAGGAUAUCCGACUGCAGAGUGUAUUGCUUGUUCAUCGAAUUCUUUAUGUCCUCUUGCCUCAGUCAGUGAUGUAAACAAAUCAAUUUUUCAAUCGAAAAGUCAAGCUUAUGCUUAUCCUACAUCAUCUUCAAUGGCAUCAUUCGAUGAUAUUCUCAUGCAAAAUACGUUUAGUCUACAAACAAAACCUAUUCGAUGUCUUCUCAUUUCACCAUUUUUUUGGGCUCUAAUUGCAUUAUGUCUUGCUUUUAUUAUUCUACUUAUCAUGGGAGUCUUAUAUUAUUCUCCAACAGGAAAGAAACAUUUUCAACGUCUUGAAUGGAUUUUUCGUCAUUCUGAUCUUAUUGGUAAUGGAGAAUUAUGGUUUGGUGGACUUAUUUCAUUUUCUAUCAUUGUUCUUAUCGUCUAUAGUUUUUGGUUUGGUACAGUUUUUGUUAUAAAAUAUCCAGUAGAAACAUCAACCGAUAGUUAUUUUGUAUGUGAUACAUCAUUAAGAAAUACUCAAUUUAGUUCAGCUCUACAAUUAUUAGCUACUAUUAAAUCUAAUGACGAAACACCUAUAUUUAAUAUGCUUGAUAUGCAAGAAUUUACAAUGACUGUCAAUUUUCUACAGACAGGUUAUAAUUGUGAUGAUGUUACUGCACAAGAAAAUAUUGGCACUUAUUCAGUAUUAAUACCACGUACCAAUUGCACUGUUCAAUCAGAUAAUGCUACACUUACUGUUGUAUAUCGUGUACCUUAUCAUCAAAUGACUAUACAAAUAAAUUUGACAGGAUCAUCUUAUAUUGGUGGUGUUUUUAUAUGUCUUGGAGGUUCGCGUUCUUCAAGUAAUGAUUCAACAUAUGUAGUUCAAAAUUUGGACUAUUGUCAAUUAUUUUUUACAUCCGAUCAAACUCUUAGUCAAACAACAGAAAUCAAUUUUGCCCUUACAAAAGUUAUUAAUCGAACAGAAUCAUUAGAUUAUAGUGAUUCAACUAAUUACAGUGGUAUAUGGAUUCCAACAUCUACUCAUGGAUCACUGAGUGAUCGUGUUGUUUAUUUACAACAAGGUGCUUAUCUUCGUUAUCUAUCUACACAACAUACACUUAUUAUUAGUUUUAGUGAAACAGAAUUUUAUGUUAUUAAUAAACAAGAACCAAUUGCAAGAAUGGGUGAAGUUCUUUUUCAUAAUAUACUUUUUACAACGACUAUUAUUGGUAUAUUUGCAUUAGCUUUUCUCCUUUUUAAACUGACGUUUAUGCCAAUAAUGAAAUGGAUUAUUAAGCAUGAAAAUUUGUUAUUACAUUUUUGUAAAUUAAGAAAGAAAAGAUCGACAGAAAAUAACAAUAUAUUUUAA
Rotaria sp. Silwood2 is the source of this 2778-nucleotide messenger RNA. NCBI's taxonomy places the organism in Eukaryota, Metazoa, Rotifera, Eurotatoria, Philodinida, Philodinidae. The record is from the annotation of a GenBank genome assembly.